AUGAAUGAAUUUGAUUUAAUGAAAGAAAAGUUUUAUAUGAGUGUUAAAAACCGUUCAUUAAAACCAAAUAGUGCAGUUUUAACAAAAGAAAAAUAUGCGAGUUUGAUGAUAGACGUGAAAAAAAUGAAAAUAAAAAAGGAAUCUUCUCGUGACUAUUGGUUAGAAAAACAUUACGCAAUACUUAGAUUUGUGUAUAUCUUGCCAGCAAAAAAAAAAAAAGAUAUUGUUGUGAAACCAAUGGUGUUUGGAGAUUUUAACAGCCGUUGCCAAAUUGAUUUAAUAGAUUUUCAAUCUCAGUCCGACGCAGGGUAUAAAUUUGUUUUGGUUUAUCAAGACCAUCUGACCAAAUUUUGUAUUUUAAGACCUUUGAAAUGUAAAAGAGCUGAACAGAUUGCAUACUUACUGCUUUUGGAUAUCUUUUGUUUAUUUGGUGCUCCCUCAGUACUGUAA
Metopolophium dirhodum (rose-grain aphid) is the source of this 450-nucleotide messenger RNA. Its product is annotated as KRAB-A domain-containing protein 2-like. The record is from RefSeq and is a predicted model, not a curated record. The coding region runs from base 1 to 450 and encodes 149 amino acids. The transcript has 2 exons. Gene Ontology annotation, molecular function: nucleic acid binding. NCBI's taxonomy places the organism in Eukaryota, Metazoa, Arthropoda, Insecta, Hemiptera, Aphididae.